This is a messenger RNA of Nelumbo nucifera (sacred lotus), 7005 nucleotides long. RefSeq names its product dicer-like 1 (gene DCL1). The record is from RefSeq and is a predicted model, not a curated record. Gene Ontology annotation, molecular function: ATP binding; ribonuclease III activity; protein binding. Gene Ontology annotation, biological process: siRNA processing. Lineage: Eukaryota; Viridiplantae; Streptophyta; Magnoliopsida; Proteales; Nelumbonaceae. Gene Ontology annotation, cellular component: nucleus; cytoplasm.
GCCUAUAAAACGCUCUUAAUACUGUCCCAAUAACCCAACCGUACGUUGGGAUCAUCUCCCUCCCUUCUCAUUCAUGGAAGAUGUUCCCAUGCUGGAGCGUGUCUGUGGGUGGUAGAUUGCGUUGGAACGUUAUUUUGUUGGUAGCGAAUCUAAAGGUGGUACGGUAAGAGCUAUCGGGCAGAGAGAACGAAAAACCGCUACCGGUUACUGCUGCCGGAAAACUGCUACCGGUUAUACGUGUGGUGUAUUGUCUUUCUUCUUCUCAAAUUUACUCCUCUCCCCAUUAAACUCUCAAUAUCGUCUUUGUUGAGACAGAGCGCGCGCUGCGCAUGCGCAUAUCCGACAGUCAAAACCUCAAAAAAAUAGAGAGGAUCGAAGCAUAAAAGCAAAGCAAAGCGAAAGAAGAAGGGAUAAAGAAGAAGCGGAGCAGAGUCGCGUCGAUAGACCGUCGAAUCUUGGAAUAUGGUUAUUGUUAUUUAAAUAACUGUUCUAGUUACAGUUUCUUACCAUCAAGUAUUGCGUGCUUCGUACGGUCUAUCAACGCGCUCUGCAACAAUCACCACCACAGCAUCAACGACCGAAAAACAGAAAAAGUGAUCGCAGCAAUCCAUCCACUAAACCCUAGUGUGUCCACCAGUUCGUUCUCUUACCCAUUUAUAUCUUUUACUUUCUAGUUAUUAAAUCACUUAAAUUAAUGGAGGAAGCUAGGGUUUUUGAGAGCAUUGGCGGCCAAGGGACUAGGUCCCCGGACAAUGUUAAGUCUUCUUACUGGCUUGAUGCUUGUGAGGAUAUGCCAUGUGACCUUAUCAGUGACUUCGUUGAUUUUGAUUCGGUUGCCCCCGAAGCAGUCGACGAUUCUUCUUUGAGCCAGGGUGCUGAUGCCUGUUUCUUUGGGGGAAUCGAUAAGAUUCUUGAUAGCAUAAAAAAUGGUUGUGGUUUACAGCCUCCUGUUUGCGACCCGAUCGCAACUGGUCAAGGAGUUAAUGAUAGUUUUGUCGGAGAAGUUCGACCAGAGAACGUAGUGUAUGGGGACUCCAAAAUGCGAGUAGAGGAGUCCUUCAAUGCCACGGUUGAAGAGGAUAGUCCUUUAAGAAGAGCACGGCGGAUUGAGUGUAAUCGAAGUAGUACUGACGCUAAUAGGCGUUGCGGAUCUCACAGUUCCACUAAGCGUUUUGAUGGUUCAGAACAUUGGGAGGAAACGUACUCAAAGGACGAUGGGGUUCAAAGGCGUGAAAGUAGGGAUAGCGAGGUUAGGAAAGAGAAUGGAUUCCGAAGGCAUGAAGAAAAUCGAGAUGGUGAGGCUAGGAGAGACAAUGGCGUGCGAAGGCAUGGUGGUCGGGAUAGUGAGGUCAGGAGAGACAAUGGCGUGCUAAGGCAUGGAAGUCGGGAUAGCGAGACUGUUAGUAGAGAUGGAGGCGUUGACAAUUCAGAAAGAUGCAACAAAUGGCUUCGUCUUAACUACUGUAGUGAGGGGAGGGAUUAUUCAGUCAGCCGCCAUGAUCUCCCAAGGGAGCGUUCAAGCAGGAAGAGGCUCCGAGAUCGUGAAGAGAUUGAAAGGCGUGAUAGGGAUCGGGGCAGUAAAAGGGAGCGCUACUGUAGUGAUAAGAGAGACUUUAGGGAUCGGGAUUGGAGGGAGAGAGAAAGAAGAGGUUACUGGGAGAGGGAUCGAUCUGGCAAGGUCAUUUUUCAUGUUGGUUCUUGGGAGGCUGAGUACAACAGGGAGUUGAAGAGAGCCAAGGAAGAAAACCCUGGUCCAAUUGAGACUGUUGAGAAAAAAACUGAUGAGAAGAAGGAGAAACCAGCUGAAGAGCAGGCCAGGAAGUAUCAGUUGGAUGUUCUGGAACAGGCAAAGAAGAAGAAUACAAUAGCUUUUCUUGAAACAGGAGCAGGAAAAACUCUCAUAGCUGUUCUCCUUAUCAAGAGUGUUUGCAACAAUCUUCUUAGGGAAAAUAAGAAAAUGCUAGCAAUAUUUUUGGUACCCAAGGUUCCACUUGUAUAUCAGCAAGCUGAAGUUAUUCGUGAGAGAACUGGUUACAAAGUGGGGCAUUAUUGCGGUGAGAUGGGUCAAGAUUUCUGGGAUGCUCGUAGGUGGCAGCGUGAAUUUGAAUCAAAACAGGUUCUGGUAAUGACAGCUCAAAUUCUUUUGAACAUUCUCAGGCAUAGUAUAAUCAAGAUGGAAUCCAUUCAUCUCCUUAUUUUGGAUGAGUGCCAUCAUGCUGUGAAGAAACAUCCAUAUUCACUAGUGAUGUCUGAGUUCUAUCAUACCACUCCAAAGGAAAAGAGACCUGCUGUUUUUGGAAUGACGGCUUCUCCUGUCAACUUGAAGGGUGUUUCCAGCCAAGAGGAUUGUGCAAUAAAAAUUCGGAAUCUUGAAAGUAAAUUAGAUUCUAUAGUUUGUACAAUAAAAGACCGGAGAGAGCUGGAAAAACAUGUUCCUAUGCCAUCAGAAGUUGUGGUGGAGUAUGACAAAGCAGCUAGCUUGUGGUCCCUUCAUGAACAGAUAAAACAAAUGGAAUUAGCUGUUGAAGAAGCUGCACAUUCAAGUUCCAGAAGAAGUAAAUGGCAAUUUAUGGGGGCCAGAGAUGCUGGAGCAAAAGAAGAGCUGCGCCUUGUUUAUGGUGUUUCUGAAAGAACUGAAAGCGAUGGAGCUGCUAAUUUAAUUCAGAAACUGAGGGCUAUUAACUAUGCUUUGGGAGAGUUAGGACAGUGGUGUGCUUACAAGGUUGCCCAUUCAUUUUUAAUGGCCUUACAGAAUGAUGAAAGGGCAAACUAUCAGCUUGAUGUGAAGUUUCAAGAGUCCUACUUGAAUAGAGUAGUUUCUCUCUUACAAUGCCAGUUAUCUGAGGGAGCUGUAUCUGACAAGGAUGCUAAAGGUGCAGAUGGAGAGAAUGGUAAUGUUCAAUAUGGGGGUGAUCCUGAUGAAAUUGAAGAAGGGGAGCUUCCUGAUAGUCAUGUUGUCUCUGGUGGAGAGCAUGUGGAUGUGAUAAUUGGAGCAGCAGUAGCUGAUGGAAAAGUGACACCAAAAGUGCAAUCAUUGAUUAAAAUUCUUCUAAAGUAUCAGCACACAGAGGAUUUCCGUGCAAUCAUUUUUGUGGAGAGAGUUGUGGCUGCAUUAGUUCUUCCAAAGGUUUUUGCAGAGCUUCCAUCUCUUAGUUUUAUCAAAUGUGCAAGCUUGAUUGGACAUAACAAUAGUCAGGAAAUGCGUACUUGUCAAAUGCAGGAUACAAUUGCAAAAUUCCGUGAUGGUCGAGUGACAUUAUUAGUGGCCACUAGUGUAGCGGAAGAAGGGUUGGAUAUUCGGCAAUGCAAUGUUGUCAUUCGGUUUGAUCUUGCAAAGACAGUUUUGGCAUACAUUCAGUCCAGGGGCCGUGCAAGGAAGCCCGGGUCUGAUUACAUUUUGAUGGUUGAGAGGGGAAAUUUAUCACAUGAAACUUUUCUGAGAAAUGCACGGAAUAGUGAGGAAACAUUGCGAAAGGAAGCCAUAGAGAGAACUGACCUUAGCCAUCUUAAGGGUACUUCAAGGUUAACAUCAAUGGAUGCAAUACCAGGUUCAGUGUAUCAGGUGGAGUCAACUGGUGCUAUUGUGAGCCUGAACUCUGCUGUCGGACUAAUACAUUUUUACUGCUCACAGCUCCCUAGUGACAGGUAUUCAAUACUUCGUCCUGAGUUUAUUAUGGAGAGACACGAGAAGCCAGGUGGUUCCACCGAGUAUUCAUGCAAACUUCAACUUCCCUGUAAUGCACCCUUUGAAAAGCUUGAGGGUCCUUUAUGCAGUUCAAUGCGACUAGCACAACAGGCUGUAUGUUUGGCUGCCUGCAAGAAGCUGCAUGAGAUGGGGGCUUUUACUGACAUGCUCUUACCAGACAAGGGAAGUGGGGAGGAAGGUGAGAAGGUUGACCAGAAUGAUGAAGGAGAUCCUCUCCCUGGAACUGCAAGGCAUAGAGAAUUCUAUCCUGAAGGCGUUGCUGAUAUUCUUUGGGGAGAUUGGAUUUUGACUGGUAAAGAUGUCUGCGAUAACUUGAAAUUGAUUCACCUGUAUAUAUAUGCUGUGAAGUGUGUAAACGUUGGCGCUUCAAAAGAUCCUUUUUUGACUCAAGUUUCAGAUUUUGCAGUACUUUUUGGCAAUGAGCUGGAUGCAGAGGUUUUAUCGAUGUCGAUGGAUCUCUUUGUUGCUCGAACUAUGAUAACAAAGGCAUCCCUCGUCUAUAGGGGACCUAUAGAUAUUACAGAAACCCAGCUGGUUUCUCUGAAAAGUUUUCAUGUUAGACUCAUGAGCAUUGUUCUAGAUGUGGAUGUUCAACCCUCUACCACUCCCUGGGAUCCUGCAAAGGCAUAUUUAUUUGUUCCUGUUGUUGACAAGAUAUGUCAUGAUCCUAUAAAAGAAAUUGACUGGGAUCUGGUUGAAAAUAUAAUAAGUACAGAUGCAUGGAGCAAUCCCCUUCAGAGGGCUCGUCCGGAUGUUUACCUUGGUACAAAUGAACGAACGCUAGGUGGAGACCGUAGAGAAUAUGGAUUUGGGAAACUGCGGCAUGGUAUGGCUUUUGGCCAGAAAUCCCAUCCCACCUAUGGAAUUAGAGGAGCUGUUGCACAAUUUGAUGUUGUCAAAGCUUCUGGAUUAGUUCCUAAUCGGGAUGCUAUGGAAAACCUUGAUGAGGAUGUUACCCAAGGCAAAUUGUUCAUGGCUGAUUCAUGCAUUGAUGCAGAAUCUUUAGUGGGGAGGAUUGUCACUGCAGCUCACUCAGGGAAGAGGUUCUAUGUGGAUUCUGUGCGCUAUGAUAUGAAUGCUGAAAAUUCAUUCCCUAGGAAAGAGGGUUAUUUAGGUCCACUGGAGUAUAGUUCAUAUGCUGACUACUACAGGCAAAAGUAUGGAGUAGAGUUGAUAUAUAAGAAGCAACCUCUAAUAAGAGGACGUGGCGUCUCAUAUUGCAAAAAUCUUCUCUCCCCUCGAUUUGAGCAUUCUGAAGCAUGUGAAAGUGAAUCUGAUGAGGCUCUUGAUAAAACAUACUAUGUGUUCUUGCCUCCUGAACUAUGUUUUGUACAUCCACUUCCGGGUUCACUUGUUAGAGGUGCUCAGAGGUUGCCCUCAAUAAUGAGGAGAGUUGAAAGUAUGCUUUUGGCAGUUCAAUUGAAGGAUAUGAUCAAUUAUCCUGUUCUUGCUUCAAAGAUCUUGGAGGCUUUGACUGCUGCCUCAUGUCAGGAGACCUUCUGCUAUGAAAGAGCAGAACUUUUAGGAGAUGCUUACCUCAAGUGGGUUGUUAGCAGAUUCCUUUUUCUUAAAUACCCCCAGAAACACGAGGGUCAGCUUACUAGGAUGAGGCAGCAAAUGGUCAGUAACAUGGUACUCUACCAGUAUGCUCUAAAUAAAGGACUCCAGUCAUAUAUUCAAGCCGAUCGUUUUGCUCCAUCAAGAUGGGCUGCUCCUGGUGUGUUACCUGUAUUUGAUGAGGACACCAAGGAAGCAGAAGUAUCGUUCUUUGAGAAGGAUGUUACACCACCUGAGGUUGAACCAGGAAAAAGCUUGUGUGGUGAUUCAUAUGAAGAUGAUGAAAUGGAGGAUGGUGAAGUUGAGAGUGAUUCAAGUUGCUAUAGAGUCCUCUCUAGCAAAACAUUGGCUGAUGUUGUUGAAGCAUUGAUAGGAGUAUAUUAUGUUGAAGGUGGGAAGCAAGCUGCAAAUCACCUAAUGAAAUGGAUUGGAAUUCAGGUGGAGUUUGAUCCUAAAGAGAUAGAAAGCUCAAACAAGCCACGUGCUAUCCCAGAAAGCAUACUCAGGAGUGUCAAUUUUGAAGCCCUGGAAGGUGCCUUAAAUAUUAAAUUUAAAGAUAGAGGUUUGUUGGUUGAAUCCAUUACUCAUGCUUCACGCCCUUCAUCGGGAGUUUCCUGUUAUCAACGCCUAGAGUUUGUUGGUGAUGCUGUUCUGGAUCAUUUGAUUACAAGGCACUUGUUCUUCACAUACACUGAUCUACCACCAGGCCGCUUGACUGACUUGCGUGCUGCUGCUGUAAACAACGAAAACUUUGCACGUGUUGCAGUUAAGCACAAGCUCCAUCUGCACCUUCGGCACGGAUCAAGUGCCCUUGAAGCUCAGAUUCGGGACUUCGUAAAUGAUGUCCAAGAUGAAUUGUUAAAGCCAGGGUUCAACUCUUUUGGCUUGGGAGAUUGUAAAGCUCCCAAGGUACUUGGUGAUAUUGUUGAAUCCAUUGCUGGUGCCAUUUUUCUUGAUAGUGGAGGGGAUACUUCUGUCGUGUGGAGAGUUUUCCAACCGUUGUUGCAUCCAAUGGUAACUCCAGAAACCCUUCCAAUGCAUCCUGUCAGAGAACUGCAAGAGCGAUGCCAGCAACAGGCUGAAGGGUUGGAAUACAAAGCCACUCGAAGUGGCAAUCUGGCUACUGUUGAAGUCUACAUUGAUGGUGUUCAGGUUGGAAUUGCUCAGAACCCACAGAAGAAGAUGGCACAGAAAUUAGCUGCAAGGAAUGCGCUCAUUGUAUUGAAAGACGAGGAAACAUCCAAAGCUAAGAAGGGUGAAGAGAAUGGAAAGAAAAAGAACGGCACUCAAACAUUCACUAGACAGACAUUGAAUGACAUAUGCUUGCGGAGGCAGUGGCCGAUGCCUCAAUAUCGGUGUGUAAAUGAAGGUGGUCCUGCACAUGCAAAGAGGUUUACAUAUUCUGUUCGUGUGAAUACUACUGAUAGGGGGUGGACAGAUGAUUGCGUUGGGGAACCCAUGCCAAGCGUUAAGAAGGCCAAGGAUUCUGCCGCUGUUCUUCUGUUGGAGCUUCUUAAUAAAUGGUAUCCACAUUCAUGAGUGGAUAAUAUGCUUCUCUAGAGUAAAGCUGCUCAUCGAAAGCAACUCAACUCAACCCAAAGCUUCAGCCCUCCCAGACAAAGGAUGGCCUGCAACUUAAAUAUGUCAAUAAACAUAUAGGGCUGCGUACAAAAUCAGAUACAGGUAGAUCCAAAUUUGUUUUAUUUAUAUUUGGAUUCGAAUUGAUCUUUUUGUUGGAUUAA